Molecule: messenger RNA, 1827 nt
Organism: Erythranthe guttata (spotted monkey flower)
Lineage: Eukaryota; Viridiplantae; Streptophyta; Magnoliopsida; Lamiales; Phrymaceae
Product: xylose isomerase
Biological process (GO): carbohydrate metabolic process
Molecular function (GO): xylose isomerase activity
Source: RefSeq, a predicted model, not a curated record
UCACUCUUCAAAUAUAUAUAUAUAUAUAUAUAUAUAUAUAUAUAUAGGCAUAAAUCUUCACACACAAAUAUGGGUUUUUUGUGUUUUCUUGUUUGUGCUGCUGGGUUUACGAAUUACGAUCGAAGAGUAGUUUUUUCUGUUCUUGAAUUUUUGAUAGUAAUAUGAGCUUCAGUUUUGCAAGAGAAGACUGAAAUGAAGAUCGCCAAGUUCUUGUUGUUUCUUCUUUCUCUAAAUACCGUCUCUAAUUUAGUGACUUCUGUGGGGCCGCCGACAUGUCCUGCCGAUAUCGAAAGUAAUUGUGGUGGUGGUAGUGAAUGGGAAGGGGAAUUUUUUCCGGGCAUUCCAAAUAUUAAAUAUGAGGGACCUUCGAGUAAGAAUCAUCUAUCGUUUAAGUGGUAUAAUGCCGAAGAGGAGAUUCUUGGUAAAAAAAUGAAGGAUUGGAUGAGGUUCAGUAUUGCAUUUUGGCAUACGUUUCGAGGAACAGGGGCCGAUCCAUUUGGUUCGCCGACAAAGAAUUGGCCAUGGGAAGACGGCACUAAUUCCUUGGCAAUGGCAAAACGAAGAAUGAGGGCGAAUUUCGAGUUCAUAGAGAAGCUCGGAGUUGAUAAAUGGUGCUUCCAUGAUCGGGAUAUUGCUCCCGAUGGUGAAACGAUCGAGGAAUCAAAUGCUAACUUGGAUGAAGUGGUGGCUCUUGCCAAAAACCUUCAGGGGACGAAGAUUCGUCCUUUGUGGGGCACAGCUCAGUUGUUCUACCAUCCUAGAUAUAUGCAUGGAGCUGCAACUAGCCCUGAACUAGGAGUAUAUGUAUAUUCUGCAGCACAGGUCAAGAAAGCUAUGGAGGUCACACAUUAUCUAGGUGGAGAAAACUAUGUUUUUUGGGGUGGUCGAGAGGGUUAUCACUCUCUUUUGAACACCGAUAUGGAACGAGAGCUCAAUCACAUGGCAAGGUUUUUCGAAGCUGCAGUUGCUCAUAAGAAGAAAAUUGGGUUCAACGGAACAUUGCUAAUCGAACCUAAGCCCCAGGAGCCAACAAAGCACCAGUACGACUGGGAUGCUGCAACAUCUGCUAACUUCCUCCGUAAAUAUGGAUUAAUAGAUGAAUUCAAAUUGAAUAUCGAGUGCAACCACGCAACUCUAUCCGGUCACAGCUGCCAUCACGAAAUCGAGACUGCAAGAAUUAAUGGUCUAUUGGGGAACAUUGACGCAAAUACCGGCGACCCUCAAAUUGGUUGGGAUACGGACCAGUUUAUGAUGGAUGUAGGAGAGGCGACAUUAGUUAUGCUCUCCGUUAUUAAAAAUGGAGGAUUGGCUCCAGGUGGAUUCAAUUUUGACGCAAAACUGCGAAGAGAAAGCACAGAUGUUGAAGACUUAUUUAUUGCUCACAUUGCUGGUAUGGAUACUCUAGCACGUGGUCUCCGAAAUGCUGCUAAGCUUAUCGAGGAUGGUUCGUUGGAUGAGCUUGUACGCAAGAGGUAUCAGAGUUUCGACACGGAAUUAGGGGCCCAAAUAGAGGCUGGCAAGACGGAUUUCGACGUGCUCGAGAAGAAGGCUAUCGAAUGGGGUGAACCCAAAGUUGCCUCUGCUAAGCAGGAGUUGGCUGAAAUGAUAUUCCAAUCUGCACUAUAGAUGGUGGGGGAUUUAAUUCCAAGCCCCUUUUUUUCACCUCUUAAAAGUUAGAAUUACUUAAUGUGAUGUAAAUUUAUUGGAGAUUAUGCAAUAUAUUGUUUUUACCCGAGACUAUUUAUAUGAAAAUUACGUGUGUGUGUGUGCGCGCGUGCUCGCGCCCUGCUAAAACUUUUGUAGGGAAUCGAUUUUAUGAUUUUAUUU